AGAUUCUUCUUCUUCGCCAUGGCCCCGUCCCCUUCCGCCUCCGCCGCCGACCAAGAUUCCCCCUCCGCCGCCGACGGCAAAAUCCUUACAUCUACCGCGGCCGCAGAGAGCAGCAGCAGAGGGGAUCAGGACGACGACGAUGAGCGGUGGCUCGCGGCCCUCUCCGAACCGGAGCUCCUUGAAGAAGCUGGCCGCUACGCGGGCCAAGACCGCCGGCCAUCCCCACCUCGCCGACCAAUUCGAUCUGCGGACAUUGCGGGCUCUCGGGGUUGUUUUACUGGGAAGUUUAAAAGAACGACUAAAAGAAACCAUGGUGGAUCCAAACAUUCUCGAUAGGCUUACACUAUCAAGAGAUACUGAUGCGGAAUUCAGCGUCGGUGGUAGUGGUUUGGAGGUGUUCAGGCCCAGCAAAGAUCAGCCAUCACAAAAUGGUGUCGAGAAAAAACGAAAGCAGAUGCAGGAUGAGUGCCAUGAAGGGCUGUCCAAAGUAAUAAGAAAAGGAAAAUGAGCAAGAAGAUAUCAGCAAGCAUAGAUUGCCACGAUUUUCUCACUUCUGGUGAUCAUUUGCAAACACCCUGAGGCUGCUAAUGAGGAAGAUCACUGAAGCUGCUGCUGCUGGUGUAGAUUUUGCGAAGCCUUUAGUUGUUGCGGUCUACCUUUCCGGCUUCUUGGUCCUGACUCCUGAGUAACAAGCAGUGAAGAACUCAACUAGAUAGGAUCCCCUUGUAUUAGGCAAAAGUUUAUUCAAGGGAUGCAACCAAGUUCUACACCAUGUGGACCAUUACUGGAGUAAUCCGGGGCUCCACCUCUCAGAUGACCAACUUCUUGGAGGACUGUGCUGAGCCGUCGCAAGGACUCAUCGCCUGCAUAGGGUAUUCUUUGCAGGAGAAUACAAACAUAUUUGUCCCUGGUGAUCCAUUGAAAUGUACCAGGAUCAUAUGAGGAUUAAUUAUACAUCUGACCCAUUUCAUUUUGUUUUCUGGUCCACUCGUGGAUUAGCUUUAGGAGGCUCAAUUGUAAAAAAAGAAGCAAAAUUGUGGCUUAUUGACUGACUAGUUACCGUGCACGUACCAUUCGUUUGUCUGGAUGAGAGAUCUGUUUGUUUCUUGGCACAUACUUGAUGACUACUUACUGUC
Brachypodium distachyon (stiff brome) is the source of this 1136-nucleotide messenger RNA. RefSeq lists its product as uncharacterized. The transcript is spliced from 4 exons. Bases 140 to 508 code for a protein of 122 amino acids. NCBI's taxonomy places the organism in Eukaryota, Viridiplantae, Streptophyta, Magnoliopsida, Poales, Poaceae. The record is from RefSeq and is a predicted model, not a curated record.